This is a messenger RNA of Diachasma alloeum, 930 nucleotides long. RefSeq lists its product as uncharacterized. Lineage: Eukaryota; Metazoa; Arthropoda; Insecta; Hymenoptera; Braconidae. The coding region runs from base 1 to 930 and encodes 309 amino acids. The record is from RefSeq and is a predicted model, not a curated record. The transcript has a single exon.
AUGACUGACCCAGCGUUGUUGACUAUCUCCAUGUUUUCUCGAGAAGCCAACGUGUCAGAUCUGUGGACUCUUGAUGUCCUGGGAAUCACAGACCCAGUUGAACAGAAAACCAAGGAAAUAAAUCAACGAGAAGUUCUUGACAAAUUCCUCCAAACUACGAUUGUCAACGAAGAAGGACGGUAUGAGACACUGCUGCCCUGGAAGGAGACACAUCCACCCUUGACAGACAACCGAUACAUGGCCGAAAAGAGACUGACAAAGGUAUUGAAUGGGUUGGAGUCCAAAGAUCUUCUCUCAGACUAUCAGGAAGUUUUUGACAACUGGUUGGAAGAAGGAAUAAUUGAGAAAGUCCCUAAUCAUGAGCUAGCAAAGGACGGCUAUUACCUUCCUCAUCGACCUGUCAUAAAAGAGAAUAGCACCACGAGAAUUCGUCCAGUUUUCGAUGCAUCAGCGAAAACUAAACUUGGACCUUCGUUGAAUGAUUGUCUAGGGACAGGGCCAAAUCUAAUUGAACUCAUUCCUCACUUGCUAAUGAGAUUUCGAGAAAGAAGAAUAGGGGUGAUUGCUGCUAUUCGCAAGGCAUUUCUUCAGAUCAGCAUCAAGGCUGAAGAUCGAGACAACUUGAGGUUCUUGUGGAAAGAAUCCCCAGAGCAGAGUGAGUACCAGGUGUUCCGUCAUCGAAGAGUAGUGUUUGGUAUCUCCAGUAGCCUAUUCGUACUAGGGGCCACCCUAGACCUACACCUGGACACAGGAAUUGUCAAUCAAGAUAGCGAGAGAGAUGGGGAGCUUCUCCGCCAGUUGAAGCAAUCCUUCUACGUAGACAAUUGCAUAACCAGCGUGGACUCCCUACAGUGUGCAGAGAAAUUCCAAGAAGUGGCUACCAGGACCCUCAAAGCAGGUGGCUUUGACUUUGUGACUUUGAGUCGGUAA